Molecule: messenger RNA, 678 nt
Organism: Effrenium voratum
Lineage: Eukaryota; Dinophyceae; Suessiales; Symbiodiniaceae
Source: the annotation of a GenBank genome assembly
AUGGCCGCCGAAAGACCCGGUCCGGCCAACACCAAUCGCAGGACGCCGGCCGAUGCCGGUCUUCCCGAUCCGGCGCGCCUCUCCGCGCAGCUCUUUCAACUGGUGUCGACGUCGCUGGACGGUCCGAAGGGCAUUCACCCGCAGAGCUUUAUUGCCGCCUUCGGUGCGCUCGCGGGCCGCUCGGCCCGCUGGAUCGUGCGCCGCGAGAUCGAGGCCGGACUGAUCGCGGACGAUUUCCGCACGCCGUCCGGUGUCCGCCGGCCCGGUGUCACCGUGUCGGCCCAUGUCGAUCGCCACGUUCACGAUCUGACCGGCGACAGCUACGCCGCCACGCUGGUGCCCGAGAUGAUGGCCGCCGGUGCCGGCUGGCUGCCGCACAUCAAUGCAAUGAUCCAGCACAAUUUCAUGGCCAUCAACGCGCCCGCCUAUCCCGACUAUACGGUUGCCGAAAAGCACAUGCCGGAAAUCCCGCCACAGGCCCUGCUGAUCAUGCUGUGGGAGAACACACUGACCUGCCUGCGCAACGCGCCCGAGGCCGAAACGACCGCCCAGAAGGCCUUUGCGCUGGCGACGGUCAAGGCGGCGGCAAUGUAUGAGAAGAAGGUGCCGCUCGCCGUGUCCGGGCAACUCGCGCUGGAAACGGCGAUCGCCAUGUCGAAGCUCGACUACGGCUUCUGA